CCGCUCUAGGGUCCCUUGUGCGCAUGCGCGCUCUCACUCCCUCGCUUGCUGUGCUCGGCUGAGUCAGUGUGUUGGAGUCUGUCCUCUGAGCAGGCGGAGUGAAGGGGCUUUGCAGAGCCAGCUGACAGAUUAUUGUUUCCCCUCCUUCUCUCCCGCCCCACAUCUCUCUUCACCUCUCUCCCGCCCUUGCUUCUGCAGCCAUGGCGGAGUUGUCGGCGGCCACUCAGUCCCCGUCCGUCUCCUCGUCGUCCUCCGGGGCCGAGCCGCCCGCGCCCGGCAGCGGCGGGAGCCCGGGAGCCUGCCCCGCCCUGGGGGCGAAGAGCUGCGGCUCCUCUUGUGCGGAUUCCUUUGUUUCUUCCUCUUCCUCUCAGCCUGUAUCUAUAUUUUCGACCUCACAAGAGGAAUUGAACUGUCUUUGCUCUGAUAAGCCACCUUCAGAAAUUAUGACUUCCUCCUUUCAUUCAUCUUCUGAAAUACAUAAUCCUGACCUUACAACACUCCAUGGGAAAAAAAGCGAAGUGUUAGGCAGCCAGCCUGUUAUAGCCAAAGAAGGAAAAGACCACUUGGCUCUUCUAGAGAUGAUCAAGAUGGAAGAGCCUCAGGAGAACAAUAAGGACAGAGCAGACUCUCCAGUUUUUCUUGCAGCAGAAGUUCCUCACAACCACCCUCCUGUUCCAGCCAGUUUCCCAGAGCAUUCUGCUUUUCCCUCAAAGGAAGAUGGUCAAGUAGAAGAGCAAGUCGAUAAAGACCAAGAGUCCAAGAACCCAAAUGAAGUGCCGUGUAGGGAUAAAACUGCACUGGACGCUGAUAACAGGUUCACUUUGCUAACAGCCCAGAAAACACCCACUGAGCAGUCUAAAGCAGAAGGCAUUGGUACAUAUUCCUUGUCCCCAUCUGAAGUUUCAGUUGGUAGUAUUAUAGAGAAAGAUUCCCCUGAAUCACCAUUUGAAGUAAUUAUUGACAAAGCUACAUUUGACAGAGAAUUUAGUGAUUCAUAUAAGGAGAGCACAAGUGAUUUGGCUAGCUGGGCAGCGCACAGUGAUAGAGAAUCACCUACAGACAUGUUGGAGACUAAUGACAAAUUGUUUCCACUGAGAAGUAAAGAGGUAGGGCGUUACCCAACCUCUGCAUUGCUCACUAGGCAGUUUUCACACACAACUGCAGCGCUGGAAGAGGUGUCGAGAUGUGUGAGUGAUAUGCAUAACUUUACUAAUGAAAUAUUGACAUGGGAUUUGGUUCCCCAAGUGAAGCAGCAGACUGACAAAUCUGAUUAUACCACAAAAAGUACAGGACUUAACAGAAAUGACUAUCCUUCAGAAAUUCCAGUUGUAAAUCUUAAAAUGAACACUCAUCAGAAAAUUCCUGUAUGCUCUAUUAAUGGGACUACUGCCAUAACUAAGUCUACAGGUGACUGGACAAAAGAUUCUCUCCCACAAGAAAAUACUGUCACUGGAAAGCUAUCAACAGACUGUGUCGAUCCCACAAGAGAAGUCAGUGUCGUGGGUGUGCAAGGCAGUCCACAAAAACAAGAUGAUAUGCUUUCAGAGUUGCCUGGAUUGCCACAUGGACUGGUUCCAGUGAACAUGGUUUUAUCUGAUGACAACCUGAAGGAUGAAACGAGCUGGCAGAGCUCAGUGCUAGGAGAAGCCACUGAGGCUGAUAGUUCUGGUGAGUCUGAUGACACAGUCAUAGAGGACAUCACAGCAGAUAGAUCAUUUGAAAAUGACAAGAUUUCGACCAAGAGCCCUGUCUCCAUUCCAGAUGCUGUUGUGAAAACAAAUGAAAGGGAAAUCAAAGAGCUUCCCAGUUGUAAGGUGAUAGAAAAUAAAACUUCUAAAAACUCUAAAGAGCCAGUCAGUGACUCUGAGGUGUGUCAAGUUCAGCCUGAUACUCUUGGAAGAAGUCCAGUUAGUGAGGCAGUGUGUUCACAGGUACCAUGUACAGAUGUCAUAUCAGAAGAUGGGGAGCAGCCAGAUGCUAUGAGUGAAUUUGCUCCUGGAAAGCUUAUUACAGCUGACAACCCACAGCUUCCUGCAGCAGCACCUCCAAAUGCUUUUAAUGAGGCAGAAUUCUCACUAAAUGUGGUGGUUUCUCCCCAUUUGGAGUCAUUACAUGAAAAACAUGUUAAAGAUAUAGAUGAGUCUUCCCCAGAGGACUUGAUAGCGGCCAUUACAGAAAGUGGUAAAAAAGGAAUAGUAGAUAAAGAGGAAAGAGGUAUCUCUGAAGCAGUAUCAUUAAAAAUGACAAACUGUAAAAAGAUUCUUUCUGUAGAAGCCUUGCCUGAAAAUGAGUCAGGUGGUUCUCAAAUUAAAGACAUUGAAGAAAAAUACAUUGAACAAAGCAAAGAAACAAAUGGAAGCGAGUUUCCGGGUGUUUUCCCUACCCAGGGUCCAGUGGCAUCUCUUGACUUAGAACAAGAACAGCUCACAAUUAGAGCCCUUAAAGAAUUAGGGGAAAGACAGGCUGAGAAGUCAGGUGCUGCUCAGAAAGAAGAAUUUCCUUCUGAAGAAAGACUGAAGCAAACAUUUGCUCCAGAAUCCUGGCCACAGAGAUUGUAUGAUGUUGUAGGACACACAGAUGUCAAGAUUGGAUCUGAUCUUGGGAUGUCUAAAAGGCCGACUCUUUUCAAAGAAACUAGGGUAGAUGUAAUUUCCAGCCUUAGCAAGACUGAACUGGUAAACAAGCAUGUCCUAGCAAGACUUCUGACAGACUUCUCAGUGCACGAUCUGAUUUUCUGGCGAGAUGUGAAGAAGACUGGGUUUGUCUUUGGCACCACACUGAUCGUGCUGCUUUCCCUGGCAGCUUUCAGUGUCAUCAGUGUGGUUUCUUACCUCAUCCUGGCUCUUCUCACUGUCACCAUCAGCUUCAGAGUGUAUAAGUCUGUCAUCCAAGCUGUGCAGAAGUCAGAAGAAGGCCAUCCAUUCAAAGCCUACUUGGACUUGGACAUCACCCUGUCUUCUGAAGCAUUCCACAAUUACGUGAACGCUGCCAUGGUGCACAUCAACAGGGCCCUGAAGCUCAUCAUCCGUCUCUUUCUGGUGGAAGAUCUGGUGGAUUCCUUGAAGCUGGCUGUGUUCAUGUGGCUAAUGACCUAUGUUGGUGCCGUGUUUAAUGGAAUCACCCUUCUGAUUCUUGGCGAGCUGCUUGUUUUCAGCGUCCCAAUUGUCUAUGAGAAGUACAAGACCCAGAUUGAUCACUACGUUGGCAUUGCCCGGGAUCAGACCAAGUCAAUUGUUGAAAAGAUCCAAGCAAAACUCCCUGGAAUUGCCAAAAAAAAGGCAGAAUAAGCACACGGAAACCAGAAAUGCAACAGUUACUAAAACAUCAUUUAAUAGUUAUAACGUUGUUACUUGUACCAUGAAGGAACAUGCUCAAUGUCAGCUUGAGCCUGCAUUCCAAGCUUUUUUUUUAAAUUUGGUGUUUUCUUCCCUCCUUUCUCUUUACCCUCAGUAUCAAGCACAAGAAAUGUUGGAUUGAAAAAGAGCUGAUACCUUAGAGCCCAAAAGAAUAAAGUAAGAAAUUAGUAGACUAAGUCAUACCUUAAUGGUGAUGGAGCUUUUACAUAGAAUGAAAGGGAAGAAAUCAAAGGUGAGAAAAUGAAUGAUAGAACACAUCUCUUGGGUCCUUUUGUCUAGUUUUCAAGGACUUAUCUACACAGUGCCCAUUGAACUUUCACCCUUACUUUUAAGUUAAGAAAUAAUUAACUUAUGAAGAAACUGUGUGAGGACAGGAGUGGAAUUCCUUCCAUUAGAUUUUUGGGGGCCCUCCCAUCUUCCUGCCUCAUCGUACUCCUAAUAUUCCUCUUCUUAUAAGGAUAACUUCCAUCUCCGAGUAACUUAUAGGUGACGGUGGUAAUUCCCGAUUCCCAGAAUGCCGUCUGAGAAGUAAGGGUGGAAGGAGAAACUGGGAUAGGUGCAGGGAGGGAGUCCGCAGGGCCAGGCACCGGCCUGGCCGCUCACCUCUAGAGCGGAAGGGCUCCGCUGGCUGGGAGGUGUCCCUGUCAUUCUUUUCCCUUGGAUGCCAGUUCUGAGCAUUCACUGGAGAACAUAUUCUCGAAUGUGCUUCCCCCUCUUCCCGCCCACCUCACCUUGAGUUUAAUAAAUAUGGUUAUACUUUUCUUACUAUGAAAUAAAUGUCUGUAACUGCUGUACACUGCUGUAAACUUGUUAGAGAAAAAAAUAAUCUGCAUGUGUGCUCCCCAGUUAUUGUAAUCUUAUUUCAGUCUGUGGGGGGGAAACAUUCUUAAGAGGUAAACUUAAACACAAAAGUCCUUUUUAUCUUUUCCCUUCCACUUACUUCUCACAUGCUGCAUCUUUAGCAUUUAUUUCUCAUCAGUUUAGCCUAAGGACCAAAAGCCCACUGGCUUGAGGAGAUUAUGUGCAUUUGUGGUUCAUGUGGCACUUAACUGCUUUGAGACGACCUGAUGGUGUCAUUGAGAGGGUUCUUUCCAUUUUCAUAAAAUGGCUCAGCACCUCUGCCAUGGCCCUAGGUGCUCCUUUGGAGAGUAUUUUCCAAGCAUUUUUAGGUGGGGGUGACUGGGCAGGGCCAGAUUGUGUUGAUGGACUUUGUACAAUUUUAGGACAACAGAACAACUCAUGUUGAUGAGCCAUGUGGAAUGGGACUGAGACUAAGUUUCUUUUUGUCCUUCCUCAUGGACUCCAGUCAGCUCAAGUAGUUGAAGUCACAGGAGUUCUCAGGUUAGAGUUCUUAACUUGAGGUUGUAGCUCAUAGUCCUGCCCGCUCAGAAGGGAUUGUGAGCCGGGACAUAUUAAGUGAGGGCUACAAUACUUGAUGGCCCCAAAGUGUAUUGCAACUCUAUAGAAAAGCGGUGGGAAAGAAUUUUCCUUCCACUCUUUUUGGAAAGUUACUUAGGAAUUUAAGUGAGUAAAAGGUACCCUUGCCUUACUCUAUUUUCUCAGCUUCAUUUUCUUUUGAAUUUUUUAAUUGCUUAGUAGGAAGGUCACUCUGCAUUGCCAUCCUUUGCCCUCCCAGAAGUCAGUGCACUGCUGGUCCCCACCAAAGGACCUCCUUCAAUACUGGAAGCUGCCACACCCUGCUCUUCUGUUUCGUUGCUGCUGUUACGUGGAGAGAACUUUAUUCCACGCAGGAAUCUUUUUUUUUUUUUUUAAGAAAAACCUAUAGACAAAUUACUAAUGAAAUCGUGUGUGCGUGUCUGUGCGUGCAACAUAAAAAUACAGUAGCAUCCAAGGAGCUUGAAUCUUGGUUCCUGUAAAACUGCAAAUUGAUGUGGUUAAUAUAAAAAUAAAGAACACAAUGACUGUGGUGUCA
Chinchilla lanigera (long-tailed chinchilla) is the source of this 5289-nucleotide messenger RNA. It is a transcript of the gene Rtn3, whose product is annotated as reticulon 3. Gene Ontology annotation, cellular component: postsynaptic density; neuron projection. Bases 201 to 3287 code for a protein of 1028 amino acids. The record is from RefSeq and is a predicted model, not a curated record. Lineage: Eukaryota; Metazoa; Chordata; Mammalia; Rodentia; Chinchillidae. Gene Ontology annotation, biological process: neuron differentiation; brain development; endoplasmic reticulum tubular network formation. The transcript has 9 exons.